Messenger RNA from Episyrphus balteatus (marmalade hoverfly), 1584 nucleotides. It is a transcript of the gene Agxt, whose product is annotated as alanine--glyoxylate aminotransferase. Gene Ontology annotation, molecular function: L-serine:pyruvate transaminase activity; L-alanine:glyoxylate transaminase activity. Gene Ontology annotation, cellular component: peroxisome. Lineage: Eukaryota; Metazoa; Arthropoda; Insecta; Diptera; Syrphidae. The record is from RefSeq and is a predicted model, not a curated record. The transcript has 3 exons. Bases 291 to 1475 code for a protein of 394 amino acids.
ACUCGAGCUUCAUUUCAGUUGGUUAAAGAGAAUCAAUCUUGAAGUUUACAUAGAAGUCAUUAGAUUAGGUUUAGCAAAUUAAAAUUAAAAAAAAAGAACUAUCUGUGAUAUGAAUUUAAUUUAAAAACCGCAAAAAGAAAAACCGAGAUUAUAUACAUUUUGUACCUAUAUCUACCACAUAGUGGUCUGAUUUGAAUAUAAAAAGGACGUCGAAGACCCAAGUUCGACUUAGUGUUUAAAAAGACAUAGCUCAGUGAUAUUUGCUUUUAAGUAAAGUUAAAAAAAAAAAAAUGGAAAUUCCAGCACCAAUAAUUCUCAAGCGCCAACUUUUGGUGCCAAAUAAAACUUUGAUGGGACCUGGUCCUUCAAAUUGUUCACAAAGAGUUCUUGAUGCAAUGAGCAACCCAGUUCUAGGUCAUUUGCAUCCUGAGUGCUUACAGAUUAUGGAUGAAAUUAAAGAGGGCAUCAAGUACGCUUUCCAGACAAAGAACGAAGCCACAAUGUGUGUGAGUGGCUCAGGUCAUGGUGGAAUGGAAGCAGCUCUAUGUAAUCUCCUUGAAGACGGUGAUAUUGCUUUGUUUGGUGUUAUUGGAAUGUGGGGACAUCGUGCAGCUGAUAUGGCAAAAAGAUACGGUGCUGAUGUUCGAUUUUUAGAAGCACGCUUUGGCCAUGCAUUGACAAUGGAUGAAGUAGAAUUUGCCAUGGAAGGUCACAAGCCACAGGUUUUAUUUAUAUGUCAAGGUGACUCUUCAACUGGUAUUGUUCAGCCAAAUAUCGGUGAAAUUGGACAACUUUGUAAGAAAUAUAAUUGCUUGCUAGUGGUAGAUACAGUAGCUUCUUUGGGUGGUACUGAAUUUUAUAUGGAUGAUUGGAAAGUUGAUGUUGCUUACACGGGCUCACAGAAAGUUCUUUGUGGUCCACCUGGAAUUACUCCGAUUUCGUUUAGUAAAAAAGCCAUGACACGCAUUACUUCGAGAGCCACAAAAGUCAAAUCCUAUUAUUGGGAUGCGACAUUGGUGGGUCAGUAUUGGAAUUGUUUUGGUGGUUCGAGAAUCUAUCAUCACACUAUUGCAUCUACAUUGCUUUAUGGAUUGAGAGAAGCUUUGGCUUUAUUCGCAUCGAUGGGAUUGAAAUCAGUGAUAAGAAGACACAAGGAAUGUUCAUUUAGAUUGCAAAAGGGCAUUGAAGAUAUGGGACUUGAAUUACUUGUACCUGUUCAAGAUGAUCGAUUGUCAACUGUAACAGCAGUUAAGGUCCCUAAAGGUGUCGAUUGGAGGAAGGUUUCUGAAUAUGCAAUGAAAAAAUAUUUCUUCGAAAUUAGUGGAGGAUUGGGACCAACAGCUGAUCACGUUUUCCGAAUUGGAGUAAUGGGUGAAAAUGCAACAGCUGAGAAAGUGGACUUAAUGCUUACGAUACUCCGGGAAGCUAUUCAAAAUACUUCUAAUAUAACACUCAAUGAAAAGUCGAAGAUGUAAUUUCAUAAGAAUAUUAAGUCAUUAGUCAUUUAAGUUUUAGUUUGUAAAAUUGUUCUAUAUAUUAAUACUGCAUUUAAUAAAUAUAAAAAUUUUAAUUAUUCACAUAAAA